UCCCGUUUAUCUCGCGUUGAUCAUUCGGAGUAAAGAUGCCAACUAACUAUAGACGAAAAGGAAAUUGUUCCAGGGCAGCAUGGACCGAAGAAAUGUUAAAAAUGGCAAUGCUGGCUGUGCGGUCAGGAAAUAUGGGAGUGAAUCAGGCAUCCAGGGAAUUUAAGGUUCCUUGCACGACACUUCGUAGAAGACUGGUCAGAGGUGAUACUAAAAAGAAAGGUCUGGGCCCGCCAUCUGUUCUAGGAUUAGAAAAUGAGAGGAAAAUAGUAUUUCAUAUUAAAAAAUUACAAAAACGAGGGUUCUCCCCAACGAGGAAAAUUGUUUGUCAUAUGGCAUACCACCUUGCUGAAAAGCUUCAAAUUAAACAUACCUUCAAUAAAGAAAGUAAAUUGGCCGGAGAUGAUUGGCUUAGAUCAUUUUUGCGGCGGAAUUCCGACUUAUCUGUAAAAAAGUCAGAAGGUGUAUCUCUUGCUCGUGCUCGGGGAAUGAACAAAAAAGAUGUGGACGCCUAUUUUGAUUUGCUAGGAAAGACUUUGGAAGAACAUAGUCUCUUCGAUAAGCCCGGCAAUGUAUUUAACAUGGACGAGACCGGGCUUCAACUGAAUAAUAGACCUGAACAUGUUAUUGCUGAAAAAGGGUCCAAGAACAUAGCUGCAAUAACAUCCGGUGAAAAAGGUGUAACAAUAACUGUAAUCUGUUGUUGUAACGGAGAAGGGACAUUUAUACCACCAGCUUGCAUAUUUAAGGGCAAAAACAAAAAAAAAGAAUACGAAGACGAGAUGCCCCCUGGAUCCGUUGUUUAUAUGUCUCGAAAAUCAGCAUACAUUAAUACAUCCAUCUUUCUAACAUGAUUACAGACACAAUUUGUUCCUAGAAAGCCUCAAGGCCACGUUAUUCUUAUUUUAGAUGGCCAUGCGUCGCAUUGCAGUUCAAUAGAGGUUCUAGAGUACGCUGAAGCAAACGAUAUUACUUUAUUAUGCCUUCCAAGCCACACAACACAAUUCCUGCAACCUUUAGACCGUGGAUUCUUUAAAGCAUUCAAAACUUAUUACUAUGCUGCGUGCAAUAAUUUUAUUAGAACAAAUCCCACGAGAGCUCUAAAUAGACUACAAUUUGGUAAACGGUUAGCGGAAGCGUGGACAAAAUCAGCUACGGUAAAUAACGGCACGUCAUCUUUUCGUGCCACCGGUAUUAUACCGUUUAAUAAAGAAGCUAUUCCAGACUACGGUUUUUUAAACGAGAGUGAAAAUGGUAGCCAUGUCAAAAAUGAUAAAACUGAAAAAGAAAAUAAUAGCAAAACAACCGAUGAGCGCAUAGUUCCUCAAGAAGGUAGCUUUACCCAUAAUAACCUAGAGAAUCUGACAAAUUUUGAAGUUAUUAGCGACUUUGAAAAUAAUGAAAACUAUAGAAACAAAAAUAUGAAUAAAACACCUGAAAAGAAAAAAGAAACUCCUGGAAAAACGUUGGACAUUAUUUGUCCAGUUCCUAGUACUUCUAAAGUGGAUGUGGUACGCAAACGCAGUCGUCAGCUUGCUGAAAUAUUAACAUCGCCAGAAAACAUUCUUAAAAGAAAAACACUAACAGAAAGCCAAACUAAAUCUUGCCA
Molecule: messenger RNA, 1606 nt
Organism: Sitophilus oryzae (rice weevil)
Lineage: Eukaryota; Metazoa; Arthropoda; Insecta; Coleoptera; Curculionidae
Exons: 2
Coding region: 36-851 (271 amino acids)
Cellular component (GO): nucleus
Molecular function (GO): DNA binding
Source: RefSeq, a predicted model, not a curated record